Messenger RNA from Amphimedon queenslandica, 795 nucleotides. RefSeq lists its product as uncharacterized. The annotation marks the transcript as partial. NCBI's taxonomy places the organism in Eukaryota, Metazoa, Porifera, Demospongiae, Haplosclerida, Niphatidae. The transcript is spliced from 3 exons. The record is from RefSeq and is a predicted model, not a curated record.
CACUUCUUCCAAUACGUCCAGGCUAUAUAGUAGGAGUAUACAUUGAUUCAAAUGCAGUUAAUCAGUUAAGUCUAAUAUAUGAAGACACAGCAGAAGAUAUUGAUAUUUAUUAUUGGGAGAAUCUAACAGGACGAAUGUGUGAUCUUUCUUUAUGUGAUGCCAAAGUGAUGAGAGGAGUAAGACCAUUAAUUGGUUGGAUAUUCAGAAAUUUGACCCAUAACAGUGUUCUAUCAAAUCUAGAGAAUACAAUACAGGCACUUAGAAUGAAUUUACCUGAAUAUUGCAAUGAAACUGAAGUAUCAUCAUGUGUUCUACCUUCAGUAGAACCAACAAUGUCUUCUACACUUAUUUCAUCAUCAAUAUACAGAUCUCCAGUUUUGAUUUCAUCUUCACCCUUCUCUCCUUCUAAGUCAACUCUUCCAUCUUCAUCUCCAACUGCUACUCUUUCUUCUCCAGCAGUUGUUCCUUCCUCUUUAGCUACUCCUUCCUCUUUGUCAUCCUCUUCACUAGCUACUCCUUCCUCUUCGUCAUCCUCUUCAUUAGCUACUCCUUCCUCUGCUCCAACCUCUUCAUUAGCUACUCCUUCCUCUUCAUUAGCUACUCCUCCAUUAGCUGCUCCUUCCUCUUCUCCAACUCAAGGAGAGGAUGAUGGUAGUGUCCUCAUAAUUCAAGUAUCUAUAGCUCUUGGUUCAAUAGUUCCACAAAUCAUAAUCUUAGUAAUAAUUAUAUAUAUAUACUGUCUGUACUAUAGAAACAAGGCCAGUAUUAAUUUAGUAACUCCUCACUCUAUAGACA